AUGGUAUCGAAGAAAUCGGGCUCGAUGGCUAUGGCAUUUGUUUGGUUCUUUUGUUGGACCAUCCAAGUCAUCACGGGGACUCCUGUGGCAUCCCUUGAAAUGGACCGAAAUUUUGGAUCCCCUUUAACCGAUGAAGAACUUAAUUGCAUACCAACAUUUAGCAAAGCAGCAUCCGGCACACCAAUGUCGGAGGGAAAUGAUAUCGUGAUUUUACCGAAUAAGAAUGCUUACGUAAACCAAAAGUGGCCCAAUCCAAGUGAAAUUCCUUACGUCAUCGACUCCACAUUUGAUGACAAGGCCCGGUGCGCCAUAGGUUACGCCAUGAACCACUACCACAAGAACACCUGCAUCCGGUUUGUUCCUCGAACCGACCAAAAGGACUACAUCCAAAUCAACAGACUUGACACUGAAAAUUUCAGUUGUUAUUCAUUGGGACUUGGUUACUAUGAAGGCGAAGGAGCACAUGGAGUCACUCUUUCACCCAGCUGUUACGCGUAUCAAGCUGGAACCAUCAUGCACGAAUUGAUGCAUCGAGUUGGGUUCCACCAUGAACACACUCGACCCGACCGCGACACAUACAUUGAUGUCCUUUGGGAUAAAAUUUCUGAUGGUUCCGUGAUGCAUUACCCGUUGGGUACGGAAAUGGUGACCAAACAGGAAACCGAUAUUGAGAUAGGACAGCGAAAAGGUUUAAGUGAGUUGGAUAUCGGCAAACUCCAAAUGAUGUACUUUCCAUCCUAA
Molecule: messenger RNA, 741 nt
Organism: Daphnia pulicaria
Lineage: Eukaryota; Metazoa; Arthropoda; Branchiopoda; Diplostraca; Daphniidae
Product: zinc metalloproteinase nas-4-like
Exons: 6
Coding region: 1-741 (246 amino acids)
Biological process (GO): proteolysis
Molecular function (GO): zinc ion binding; metalloendopeptidase activity
Source: RefSeq, a predicted model, not a curated record